AUGAAUUUCGAUGCAGAGAAACAAGGCUCUCACUAUGACUACGUAUCUGGCUUCGGGUCGCUGGCCAGUUUCAUGGCCAGUGAUAGCGAUCACAGCCCCUUCGUCUUCAGACGCUUCGAUAAAUUGGCGGCACGAGACCUGUUAUACUACCAGAGUCAACUAGCCCAGAUGCAAGCUGAGCAAGACGAGUUGGAUGUCCACGACAGGAUCGACAUUAAUAGCACUGAGGAUGGAGGAGAAGAGCACCGCGACCGGAUACGGGACUGCGUUCAAGACUGGAAAUGUUUUGAGCAAGCCGCCUUACACUCGGCCUCCUUGGCUCAAAAUCCCGCAGUUGGCACAUCAAGUGAAGCAUGGAAGAAAAGAAUGGACCUCGCGAUGAGGAUACGCACGACGUUAAAGGACUACAGGGAAGCUCUCAUCCAGGAAUCAGCUUUCCUAGCCAUGCCGACUCCAUCGCCUCAGACAAUGACAGCAAUAUCCCGUUAUUUCCAUGGGUCCGCAAAGUCUCCCAACGGAGGAUUCGCAGCCUCCGCCCCUUACUCCAUGCUCUCGGGAGCCAGCUCCUCCCUAUACCCGCCCAAUAUAAGCUCAAGCAUGGCGCAGAUCCGUGCUUCAGACUACGUCUCCCUAUCCAAGCAGUCAGAGCCAGAUCUCCUCACAUAUCUACUGCGGACAAAGUUAUCACGGCUUUUCAGAACGACGCCGCCGCCGCCGACACUCCCCCUAUACCACAACGGGCGCCCGCAGCCUACCAUCUCGCACCUCAGCCGGUCCACGAUAAGGUACUUCUCGUACGAGCGAAUACGGUUUGCAGCGCUAUUUAUAACCACCCUAGCGGCGGCUCUCCUACUCUUCACGCCCAUUUUUACCUUUUAUAAUGUAUCGGCAUCGCGGCCGUCGCUGACGCUGGGCUUAAUUGCGAUGUUCACGAUAAUCUUUGCGGGGUCGCUGGCUGUGAUAACGAAUGCUAGCCGGUCGGAGAUCUUUGCUGCAUGUGCGGCGUAUUCGGCUGUGCUUGUGGUGUUUAUCAGUGGUGAUUUUGCCUCUGGUGGUGGUGCGACGGAUAGUUUGGUGGCAUGA
Messenger RNA from Diaporthe citri, 1083 nucleotides. RefSeq lists its product as uncharacterized. Lineage: Eukaryota; Fungi; Ascomycota; Sordariomycetes; Diaporthales; Diaporthaceae. The transcript has a single exon. The record is from RefSeq and is a predicted model, not a curated record. Bases 1 to 1083 code for a protein of 360 amino acids.